Molecule: messenger RNA, 4866 nt
Organism: Corythoichthys intestinalis (scribbled pipefish)
Lineage: Eukaryota; Metazoa; Chordata; Actinopteri; Syngnathiformes; Syngnathidae
Product: C3a anaphylatoxin chemotactic receptor-like
Exons: 3
Coding region: 3812-4795 (327 amino acids)
Biological process (GO): phospholipase C-activating G protein-coupled receptor signaling pathway; inflammatory response; positive regulation of cytosolic calcium ion concentration
Cellular component (GO): plasma membrane
Molecular function (GO): complement receptor activity; G protein-coupled receptor activity
Source: RefSeq, a predicted model, not a curated record
UUUUCUGUUUUUUUUCCCCUCAUUCUGUCUCUCAUGGUUGAGGUUUACCAAUGUUGACAAUUACAGGCCUCUCUGAUAUUUUCAAGUGGGAGAACUUGCACAAUUAGUGGUUGACUAAAUACUUAUUUGCCCCACUGUAUGUUGUGCGCACGAAAAAACUAUAGGCCGUUCCGAGACAAUGUAAUGGUGACGAUGUGCAAGUACAGUCCAAGACUGAACUAAAGAUCAACUAAAUCCUGUAUUAUCAUUUUUAGCACGCCGAAACUGCUGGUGUCUUAACGCGACUGCAGUUUGUGGCCUAUAAAAGGGAACUAUCAGGUGUGCACCAGACUGUUUCUGGUGCGCACCAACCAGAUAAUUUCUAGUGAGCACCACAUACUAUCUGGUGUGCACACCAGAUAGUUUCUAGUGUGCACCAAAUACUAUCAGGUGCACACCAGAUUGUUUAAAUUGUGUUUCUGUCAAUGUCCCUUUAUAAAAUAUUUUCAUAAUAUUUGUGAUAAUAUGUCGACUGACAACUAGUUGAAUGACUCCUCUUUUAUAUCUUGUGGGGGUCUGUAUCGCUUUCACCGGCACAAAUUAAUUUUGAGGAGGGUGAUGCCAGAGCAACAAAAGAGACAAAAAGUUUUGUCUGAGGAGGAAAAUAAAUGUAGGCCACCAGAAUAUACAGAAUAAACAUUGGCCCGGCUUUCACUUGCUGGCCUGAACUCCCCUUUAACCGAACUCGUCAGCGCUGACGAGUUUCGCCACACUGAGCCACAUUGUUGCUAACCGUCAUAUGCUAUUAUUUAGCCACAACUGGAUUCAUUACUUUAUUACUAUUCAGUCUUCCCUAAAGUGCCUGUGACAGCAGAAAAAAAAUCUUAAAUAGCAUUAUUAUGUGAAUUAAAAUCAUAUUUUGAGACGAUUCGACUAUAUACAACAAUUUGGCAAAGCGCAGAUGACGAGAAAUUAGUCUUUUAAUGUGCCGUUUAGCCCUGCCUGUCAUUAUAGCGCUCCAGCGUCCCUCGGUGGAGGAUGACGUUGGCAGGGUCACGAUUUCAUCUGAUUUAGAAUUCAGCCCAUUGAGGGGGAAUUAUUCAGAACGAGGAAAAUGUGACGAAGAGAGCAGAAAAAUGUCAUUGUUUCAAUCUCUCUACUCCAAUAUUUUCACAGGAUAUUCUUUUUAUCUAAGUAUUUUUCCCCAAUUGCUAAAUAUGGUAAGGUCAUGACAAAUAACAGUCUUGUGCUAAAUGGAAUAUGAACUAUUAAAAAUGCAUUUAUUCAGUACGACAUGGCAAAAUUACUCCAUAAUGGUCAAAACUGUCAACUUCUUGCACCUCCCGAAUGAUAUUUUAUGCCACCGGAGUUGGUACGGCUUUUGUCAUUUCCCUGCCCCGGGUUCGGAGAGCGUAAACAAACCAGGAGGCGUGACAGCUAGCCGACAUGCUAACCCGAACCGAGAGGCCUUUUAAAGUGAUCCUCUAACUUAAAUACCUGUAGGCUUUAAUAAACCACAAUUGUUCUCUUGUACUAAAAUAUGUUGUUAGAAACACAUAAAAUGUUAAAUCAAUGGCAAUGUUUUAUAAUAUUUAGUCCAUAUUUUGACCGUUAGUUGGCGCCAUGGUUUGCGGGCUUGCAGUGAUGACGUAAUUGGUAUCUUUCCAAAUGUGUAACGUGUUCAUCAAUUGCUUAUUGCUGCCUAAACUCGUGAAGUAAAAUGCCACGAUGUGCUGCUUUUGAAUGCAAUUUCCAGUCAAAUGGAAAAAAGGGGAGUGGAGUGAGUGGUCAAAGUGGAUAUAUUUUUAGUGAAUAAAUGUGCAUAAGUGGAAGCUUCUCCCCCUUUUUGGUCCCUGUAUGCACGUAUCCUACCCACCACGCGUUACAACUGGCGCCCGAACAUUUUUCCUGGAUCCUCAGUCAAGUAAGGGAUCCGUCUAUUUUCUGGAUCCGACGGUCCCACCGCGUCUGCAAUAUUGGUUUCGGAUCUGUCCAUUUUUUUUAUUCGUCGGUCCCACAGCAGCUUUUCGGAUCAGUCUAUUUUGUGGCAUUGACGGCCUGACACGGCUGCGACAUUGCCAUGGGAUCGGUCUAAUUCCUGGAUCUUCGAGUGAGUAAAAAAUGCGGAAUUGGAUUACUAUUGCUAUGUUUUAUGUUGACUAUUCUUCGUGGGAGUUUUCCCCAAAUCAUACUAAACAAUUAAAGCGCUAUGGCACGCUACAGUGACGACAGUGACUUUGACGUGGACCUCACAACAAUGUUGGAGUUCAUCAGGGAACGCGUGUUUGCGUACUGCUGAGCUCCCGAGUGAAGAGUGGUCAAGGUGGAAAUAUUAUUUUUUGUGAAUAAAUGUGCAUAGUGGAAGCUUCUCCCCUUUUUGGUACUUUUAUACACAUAUCCUAGCUACCACGCGUUACAAUGUACAAAACAUGGAUUACACAAGGUGUGCUCUUUGGCCUGUACUGUAUGUAAAGCACACAACAGCUCUGGAUGCUAACAAUCUACAUAAUUAUAUUGGGAUAAGUUUGAAAACGCAAUAUGCUUACCUUGACUAUCUGCUAAUAAAACCGGAGUUCCAAACAGCAUGCACUCUUGCUCCCAACCGGAAUCCCAAACAGCAUACAGUCUCGCAUCACCAGUUUUGCCCAACUUUUGUCUUAUCAGGUAUUUGCUGCACGCAUUUUUCCCUGAAGCUCGUCCUUGUGAAUGACCGACAGUGCUGUCCUGCUCUUCACUUUUCAGAUCUGGUUCAAAUAGGAAGGGUAGAACUGACGACAUGUUGGGAAAGCUAAUGAGUGACACGCUGGAAUUUCGGCAACGGGACCAGUGACGUCACGCACUGCGACGUAACAAGAAUGGCGACCUAUCACUUAAAAUAAUUUUACAUACUUUAUUAAAACAAAAACAUUAAGAGGGGUUUUAAUAUCAAAUUAUUAUAACUCAUACUAACAUUUAUCUUUUAAGAAUUUCUUGUCUUAAAAUUAGAGGAUCCCUUUAAAGUCUGCAGCCGGGUCUGCAGAAGGGUCGUUGAUUUAUAUUACGUAAAACCCUGCAUGCUCUCAUUGUACAUGUGUGUAUUUAUAUGAAUGUGUAUGCAUGAAAUACGCGUGUCAAGUAUUACCAGCGUUCCUGAGAUAAUAAACGAACUGUUAGUAAACCUUUCCAUGUGGUUUAUCAUAAAUAUUUUGGUGACUUGUUUCUAUCUGAUAUCUAGACGGUGACCCCCUUACAGUACCGCUUAGGCAUAUUUUCGACAUCUGUCCCAAGGAUAAGAUCUAACAUUGGGGGAAGUGGCAAGAGUCUAACAGGAAACCAAGGUAUUAUCUAGCAGUAGUAGUGAGUGAUAACUCCAGACCACCGAGGAACACUUUGACACCUUCUCGUUCAUCGCAAAGGUGUUGAAAGGGUUGGUUUUUCCUUGCCAAACUGUACUAAACGUAUUAAAAUGGAAGAACAGUUGAUGAACCAAGUCCUGUGCAUUAAAAAAAUGUCAACAAACAUUACACAUGUCGCUCACUGGAAGGGAAGAUUUAACCUCAAUAUGACAAGGCAAGAUUUCCCUAAAUUGUAAAUUCAAGGAAAUGUCUCGAGCGCUGUUUUUUGCUGGAAAAUGUCUUUUUCUACCCGGGGAAAAUUGUCUGCCAUGUGCUGGAAAAUAUUUUGUCAUUUGCUUUGUAAAUUUAUUUACAGCGCUGACUAGUUUACAGUGUGUGUGUGUUACACACAUGACGCAAAAGGGGAAGUAUCAAGUGUGUUUGUGUGUGCGUGUCUUCAUUUGGUCUUUGCGCCAUCGAGUGGACAGCCGACCUGAUUCGUGCCAUUGAAAAUUAGAAUGUCAUCCCUCUUCCUCAACACCUCGCAUAGCGUCCUAGCAACCAAGGCAACUAAAGGAGGAGACAUGGACACACUCUCCGUUGUCCUCAACGCCUUCACCAUCCUGCUCGGCAUUCCGGGCAAUUCCAUUGUGAUCUGGGUGGCAGGUUUCAAGCUCAAGCCAACCGUCCUCAAUGUGUGGCUCGUCAACCUUGCCGUAGCUGACGUAAUCUUCUGCUUCACCCGAAUCUUCUCCCUGGUCAAGAAACUGUUCCUGGACCACUGGCCCUUUGGCUUGUUCAUCUGCAAAUUCAACGGCUUCUUCAAGUACGGCAACAUGUUUUGCUCCGUUUUCAUAAUGGCCGUCAUCAGCCUGGAUCGGGCCCUCUGCGUCUGGUUCCCCGUGUUUACCCGGACCCACCGCACGGUGUGCAAAGCCCGCUUGGUGGCUGUGUGUGUGUGGGCGGCGUCGGUGGUCUUCAGCACACCGUACUUUUUCUACCGGCAAGUCUUCCCAGAUUCCAAGAACCUGAGCAAGUGCACCGUGGAGGAGGUAGAGGACGAAGAUGCCAGGAUGGUGCUCUACUUCAUUCGUUUUCUUUGCGGCUUCGUGCUGCCUUUCCUAGUCAUUCUGUGCUGCUACAUCCUAGCUGGGGUGGGCAUCCGCCGCGCCCGCUUUUCUGGGAAGUCGCGUACCUUGCGUGUGUUGGCCUUGCUGGUGGGCGCUUUCUUCCUGUGCUGGGCUCCGUACCACGGGCUGCUAAUGCUCAGGAUGGUGGCCAGAAAAAGCCCGGUGGUCAAGUACUGGCUGCCCGCCGCUAAGGGUGUGGCGUACUUCAACAGCUGCGUCAACCCGCUUCUUUACUUCUUUGUUGGACUCAUGAUGAAAGGUCGGUCGAAGAAGUCUUUGACGGGCCUGUACAAACGCGCUCUAGCCGAUGAUGUUGACGUACAAUCUGGGCAGUCCACUGAGGACACGGGGGAGAAUGGGUCACAGUUGUGAUGAUGGAGAAAAGUGGAAAAGAGGAAAUUGGCUAAAAUCAAUGCUAAAGGCCGUAUAAUACAUGCCAUUUU